Molecule: messenger RNA, 1197 nt
Organism: Saprolegnia parasitica CBS 223.65
Lineage: Eukaryota; Oomycota; Saprolegniomycetes; Saprolegniales; Saprolegniaceae
Exons: 2
Coding region: 1-1197 (398 amino acids)
Biological process (GO): proteolysis
Molecular function (GO): zinc ion binding; metallocarboxypeptidase activity
Source: RefSeq, a predicted model, not a curated record
AUGAAGCUCACGUGCCUCUCGCUUCUCGCGGCCGCCUUCGCAACCGUCGCUGCAUCGCCCGUCUCGCUCAACGAGCUCACUGGCGACAACAAGGCGCGCAGGACCGAGCAGCUCGAGGCGGUCCUCGACGACGCCGACGUCAACCGCAAGUGCCACACGUCCAACAGCAACUACCUCCCCGUGUACCACAACUGCUUCCGCACCGACGCGCAGGUCGACGAGUACCUCGACGUGCUCGUCAAGCAGAACGCCGGUGUCAUCACCAAGUUUCAAAUCUCGACCACGCACAAGGGUACUCUCUUCACUUCUUACGAAUCGUUUGUCUCAUACCGAGGGGUAGGGUUGCCGAUCUGGGCCUACAAGAUCUCGACCGGCGCGCGCCCGUCGUCGCUGUACCUCCAGGCGCUUCUCCACGCCCGCGAGUGGGUCGCGACGUCGUCGGCGGUGCACACAAUCUCGACGAUCCUCGACAACAUUGCGGCCAAGAAGCCGACGCCGACCGACACGCACGACCUCAUCAUCGUGCCGCUCGUCAACGUCGACGGCUACCGCAUGACGUGGAAUGGUGCCCGCGACCAGCGCAAGAGCGCGAACGAGGUCGACCUCAACCGCAACUGGCACACGUUGAUUGCCAACCCAAACCCGCCGCCGCCGAGCUCGCUGGACUACCCGGGCCCGACCUACUUUAGCGAAAACGAGACAAUUGGUCUCCGCGACUACCUCGACAAGAACAGCGCGUCGAUCGACGGCUACAUUGAUCUCCACGCGUAUGGGGCCUUGGUCCUGGCGCCGUUCGGCGACACCAAGCAGCCCGUCGGUGGCGGCCUCGAUGAGAAGUACAAGACGAUGAACACCAAGAUCGCCAAGGCCAUGAGCAAUAAGUACAAGGCGACGCUCUCGCACCAGUUGUACUUCGUGUACGGCAGCUUCCUGGACUAUGCGGUCCGCAAGUUUGCCGGCAAGCCGUCGAUCACGAUCGAAAUGGACGGUACCAAAUUUGUCGCGCCCGCGUCGUCCAUCAUCCAGAGGGGCAAGGAGGUCUAUGAUGGUCUCUCGGUCUUUGCCGCGGAGAACGCCGAGUUCCUCGGCAAGAAGCCGACCCCCACUGCGGCUCCCACGGACGCCCCCGAGCCGGCGCUGGCCCCGACGCCGACGGUUGUCCCGACGACCAAUCAAUCCGCGUGCUUGGGGGAUUGA